Molecule: messenger RNA, 1261 nt
Organism: Pichia membranifaciens NRRL Y-2026
Lineage: Eukaryota; Fungi; Ascomycota; Pichiomycetes; Pichiales; Pichiaceae
Exons: 1
Coding region: 47-1117 (356 amino acids)
Source: RefSeq, a predicted model, not a curated record
GAACAGGUUUAUUCGUCUCCUAGAUCCAUAUAUUCAUAAAACUAUCAUGCUACGUUGGAUAACGGCAGGCAUUUCGAGAACUUCUGGAGCGUUAUCGGCUUUCAGACAGUCGAGUCCUUUUAGGGUUACAAGAAUCAGAGAGAUCAAAAACGGAAUCAGCAACAAUCCAACAAGAUACGCCUCUUCCUGGAGAAACGAAAGAAAAACAGAUGAUAAAAUUGAAUUCAAAUGGUUUCUUUUAGUAGGUGUCUUCGGUACCAUGGUUUACGUAACGGUGAUGCAAAGAAUUAAAGAACAAGAUCAUAGCAAGAAUAUUGAAAAGUACAAGAAAACUUUCACAGAGGAAGAAUGGACCAAGUACAUUAACGAGAUACAGAAGAAACGAUUAACAUUAGAAGCAAAGGAAGAAUGUUACCUCAUCCCUUAUACUUUUAACAGCCAGAGCUAUGCUAAGGCGAUCUCUUCAACAGUGGAUAAUUUGGGUGGAGCGGAGAAUGUUGGUGUUGUUGACCUGAACUCAUUAGUGACUGCGCAAUUGAACGAUCCAUUAGGGAAGGCGAAAUACCAUAUCUUGCUUGCGCAAUCAUUGGAGGCAGAAGAUGCUAACGCGCCAGGUUUCAAGUAUACCUUUACCUAUAAGUUAAAGCCUGGUAUUUUCACACAGAUUGUCAAUGAUGAAAUAUUGAGACUCAAAUCAGAAAACCCAUCUUUGGGCAGAUUUGUAAUCUUAAACUAUCCUCCAAAUAUCAAAGAAGCAGUGAAGUUUGAGCAAAAUGUUUGCAAUAAGGACACAUUACUCGUCCUUGAUAACAAGUUGGCCGAUUCCGAUAUUGUUCAGUACUUCGAAACUGUUGACAAAGUCAUCAGCUACAAAGAUCUUACUAAGAAGAGCCCGUUGUUUGUUGAUGCAAAGGCUGCACCAGCAGUGAUCCCUGAGAGCGAACCGAUGAAUGAAAGCAGCGUGGUACUCAAAGUUCUUCCCAAUGAAAAACCCACCGCUGAUGCACCUGCAAUAACCAAAGCACAAUAUAAGCUCAGAGAGCUUCAACAGCCAAUAAGGGAAUACGGUGAAUCGGAUGUGGAUGUGAUUAACAGACUAAAAAAGUUACAAAAGUAAUUAUGCUACCUCUUCUGAUCUGUAUAUAGAUAAGUGUGUUAUCAUGCAUGUGUAUAUAAUCUUUUUCAUUUCGUGUGUAUAUCGUCAUUUUAAUAUUUCAACGGCUUUGCUCGUAUAUGCAGAGUCUGUAUUCUGGCACUUCGA